AUGAACGCGCCCGACAGCGACGGAAUUAUUCAGAAAGACCUUGACUGCCAUGAACAAACGGUUGUGGCAGAUUUGGAAGAAUGGCUGAAGGCGAAUCCACAAGCGCAGUGGAACGAAGUUGCUGGCCUCAAACUAGUCGAACAAUGCCCAGAAACAAAUCUUCGACAGAUUCAAAAGAGACUCGCCCAGAAUUUCCGCGUUGCUACAUUUAGGACACGUCACUCAGGUUGGGAGCUUGGGCUUGGGGUUGGAGAGCUCAUUCCGAUUUCUCCUAGUGACGGCUGUAACGUCAAAGUGGGAAAGCACACAUAUCCCCUUAUAGGCGGGAAGAAGGUGUGCAUCUUGAAGAAAGCUCACGUGGAGCUCGCCGGGGGAGAUGUCUUAUAUCUAAUGAUUCUGUUAAGAAAAUGGAUUUACGAACACAGGUGGUUCCGGGUCGACAAAGUCGAGCUCGGCCGCCUCGAGAAAUGGGCCGACAAAAUCGAGAGUAGUAGCGUCAAAGAAUUCUGGACAAGUGAUGUGGGAAAGAGUAACGACAUCCAGCGCAGUAGCAUCGAAGCGGUUUCGUGGCCUUCUCCGCCGGGCCUCCUCUUCUUUGAGGAGGGUGCCUCUUCAUUGACCCAAAAGAACGUUUGA
Penicillium hordei is the source of this 636-nucleotide messenger RNA. RefSeq lists its product as uncharacterized. The record is from RefSeq and is a predicted model, not a curated record. The transcript has 4 exons. Bases 1 to 636 code for a protein of 211 amino acids. NCBI's taxonomy places the organism in Eukaryota, Fungi, Ascomycota, Eurotiomycetes, Eurotiales, Aspergillaceae.